UUUUUUUUUUUCGGUUAUUCUAGCAAAUAUCCUAUAACCAGAUUUGUUCCAAAGUUUCCAUAAAAUUCGAUGAUUUUCGAGAGUUAAAAGUUUUCCAGCCAACUAGCUCUGGGCAACUGCGGAGAUGUUGCGGAAGUGUUGUGGCGAUAUUGUGAUGAUGUUGUGGAGAUGUUGUGGAGAUGAUGUGGUGACGAUGUUGUGGAGAUGUUGUGGUGAUGUUGUGGAGAUGUUGUGGUGAUAUUGUGGAGAUGUUGCGGAAAUACACUGUUUCCGGGUGUGGUGUUGUGUAGUCCACUAGCACUAACACAAAGCGAUGCCCUCGUGGAAUCUGAUCUAAUGGCCCGAGGUCCAUACCAGUUCUUUGGAAGGGAUCAUGAUUAAUGGUCAUUGGUGCUUUUGGGGAUUUCAUGAGGUUUUGUUACUCAGUUUGUUGAUUAGAGGCUGCUGAGCAGUCGUAGCUUUUUGUGUAUAAAAAGAAAUGUGCAUAAAAUCCAACAAAAUCACUGUGAAAUGUCUGAAUUCUUAGGAAUUUCUUUAGGAUUCAUAUUUAUAAUAUUCCAGAGUGAAAACUUUCCAUGAAGUUUGAAGAAGAUUUAUUUAAAAAAAAAAAUGCUAAUAAACAGCCUAAAUGUAAGAAUUGUAGGUCCAUUAAAAUAUUAUUGAAAAUGAUGUCCUAAGGAUGAGAGGAUGAGAAUAAGUGUUAAUUGACCCUGUAGCAGCAGAGAGAGUUUAUGAACAACCUGAAGAGCUCCAAGUCUCAUCAACAGCUUCACACUCAUCACACUCUCUCUUUAUUAAUGUGUCUGUUAGACUGAAUGGAGCUCAGGAUUUAAACCUGAUGGCACUCAACCUGUAACUCCUGGAUCACAGCACUUCAAUAGGAUCAAUAAUACACUUACAAUGAAUACACUAAUGCUGUGUGUUUACCCAAGGAAGUGUAACGCUGUAUAUACACACACCGAUCACUUUAUUAGGAACACCUGCACAGUCCUGCAGUUAAUCAGCUGAUCAUGUAGCAGCAGAGCAAUGCAUAAAAUCAUGCAGAUACAGGUCAAGAGCUUCAGUUCACAUCAGGAAGGAAGGAAGAAAAAAAGAAACAGUAUGUGCCUUGCUGGCACAGAACACUUAUAAGGAGAGACUGAGAAUUAAACAGAAGGCCAAACCAACAGAUGAAACUAAUAAAACACACAGAGAGAGAGAGAGAGAGAGAGAGAAUUUUUUUUCCUAAUCUUCAGCGGUCCAGUUUGGGUGAGGUUGUGCUCAUGAUAGCCUCAGAUUGCUGUUCCUGGCUGACAGGAGAGGAACCCAGUGUGGUCAUCUGCUUUUGUAGCUCAUCCACAUCAAAGAUUGAUGUGUUGUGCGUCCUGAGAUGCUUUUCUGCUCAUCACGGUUGUAAAGAGUGAUUAUUUGAGUCACUAUAGACUUCCUGUCAGCUCAGACCAGUCUGGUCAUUCUCCUCUGAUCUCUCUCCUCACCAAGGUGUUUCAGCCUUCAGACCCUCCACACACAAGAUGUUUUUUGGUUUUUUAUUGCCACUCACUGGAUGUUUUUUCCUUAAUUGCACCGUUCUGUGUAAAUUCUAGAGAUUGUUGUGUGUGAAAAUUCCAGGAGAUCAGCAGUUACAGAAAUACUCAAACUAGUCCAUCUGUCACCAACCAUCAUGCCACGAUCAAAAUCACUGAGAUCACACUUUUUCCCCGUUCUGAUGGUUGAUGUGAGCGUUACCUGAAGCUGAUGGCCCGUACCUGCAUGAUUUUCUGCACUUAGAUACACUUUAAUAACAGACACCUGGGAAAAACACUGGCCACCACUGACUGACUAACUCCAGCUCAGGAAACAUUUUAGUGUUAAUGUUAGGGAACAUCAUCAAAGUGCAGGAAAAAAAGAAAACUGAAGUGUUUGACAUUACCAACCAGCUGAUUUCAGUUCAUUUAAAUGUUAUUUGUACAGUGUUUUUAACAAUAGACAUUGUCACAAAACAUCUUUACAGAAAUCUGAUUGUAGAUUUAGAUGCUACCCAGAUAGCAAAGGGACGUUAUUUAACAUUGAAUCACCGUCAGUCAGAUAACAUAGACGUGUUAAAUCAGUGUUGAUUUCUGAUGAUCUGAUUCACCGUCACAGUGCACACACUGCUCACUGUUGAAUCAACUGCAUUUAGUCCAUUAUCGAAACACUGAAUUAUAAUCUAAUAAAUCUGCCAAUCUGACCUACACAAGUGGUUUUUAUUACUCUGACAGAAUAAACACUUGUUUUAAACACAAUUAUCACAGUAUGAAGCUCGUUAGCUCAUUAUUUUGGGGCUUGAUGGAGUCUACAGGCCUGCAGUAUGGAUUAGGGAAGUUAUAUGUUUUCAGGUAAAACACAAUAAUAGAAUAAUUGAAGUUAUUAUUAUUACUAUUAACAAUAUUUAGUAAUUCAAAUUAUAUUCUAAUUAGAACCUCAAAUAGGCAUUCAUAGAGUCCAGUUACCAUGGCAUCCUAGUCAAAUAAUUAUUUAUGUAACUUUCAGAACCAUUUGAUUUAAGUAAUAAUAAAGCAAGCUAAUAAUACGUAAACAGUAAGAUAAAGUAAGUAAGAUAAAUUAGAAAAGGUCCAUUUCCAGAUGAUGACAGAAUUUAAUUCUAUAAUAGCUUGAAUAUACGGGUCAUUGCAGUAGAAGAGUUAGCUAGUCUCAUAUAGCUAGGCUAUAGCACACUCACACUGAUUAGCAAGCUGCUGUGGUGUUGUUAGCGUGAGUGUGACAAUGCAGAAGCCGUCUGUUUUUCUGUGCUUGUGGUCCUGUUUUGUGUGUUUUUAAGUGUACAGGUUCACCAGAAGGGGUUUGUUCUAAUCCGUUAGAUGGGAUUCACCAGCAUGCAGUGCGUCUCUGCUUUAAAGAUAGCUUCCUCUCAUUUGUUUAAAUUGCUUUACACACAACACGCACACCACUCAAUCUUCACUCCAGACAACAUCCCGACAUUACUCACUACUGAUAUGAGCCGUCUAAUGCUAUAGUUUUGCGUUCUGUAUUAAACGUAGUCUUUGGCAAUAGCAAACUCCACCUGCUGCCUCCCUCUUGUUGUGGUCCAGGCGGAGAGCGUAACAGUGAGCUAUAGAUUUUUCUACCAGAAAUCCUUUUGCUAUAAUGUGUUGAUGCUAAAUGUGUUCCUAUUAAACGGUUCUCCUCAGGGCUGGAUAUUCUGACGUAUUUGAUGCUGCUGAAACUGGUGGUGAUUUACAGUGACAUGACUUUGGCCAUCUUGCCUUGAAUUCAAACCUAUGUGUUUAAUAUGUUUAUUAAAAUGUAUUAUACUAUAUAAUUAGAUAAUAUUUGUUUGUUGUAGAAAAUCUGCACACACUGAGGGCACAAUGGACAUCAUGACCUCUUUUUUUUAAUUUCUUACACUGGGGGGAAAAACGUGCAUCUCGGCACCUGCUGUUUUUACUGUAUGCAUAUUCUACUGAAUAUUCCUAAAGAUGGCAAUUCUCCAAUUAGAAACGCUCAUUUUAAACAGGAAAUUUCCACACACUCCUCCAGACAGUAUCAGGGCAUCAUGACCUCCGUUUUUUCCAUUUGCAUCGUAUUGGGCUCCAUGUGUGUGUGCCUCCUCUCUGCAGAAUCUGAGAUCACUGUAUCUGGCCAAGUGGGGUCUACAGCUGUCCUGCCGUGUGAACUGCAGCGUGUAGGCACUGAAACACCGUAUAUUAGGUGGCGCAUCAAAUCUGAGGAUGUGUUUGAGCGAUCGGGAGAGGAGAGCUAUCAGGCUGAGGGAUAUGAGGGCCGUGUGGACGUCCCUGAGGAAGAGCUGCGUAAGGGGAACUGUUCCUUAGUGUUGCGCAAUCUGUCACUUACUGAUGCAGGUGUCUACACGAGCUACCAGAUAGUGAGACACACCGAGAGAUCUGCCAUUCCAAAAACAGAAGAGAUUAGCCGUGUUAAUCUCUCAGUCUAUGAAAAACCUCCUGAAAAGAGAACUGAAAUUCCCACAGAUGAUGCAGGAAUGAAGUGUCCUCACCCACCGAUCAUGGUCUUGUCCCUCAUAUCAUGUUUACUCCUCCAGUUCUUCUUUGCAUAAACCUGAGUGUGAAUUAGUGGUGCACAGGACUGUCUUUAUGCCUCCAGCACCACGUGGUGGAAGUGUUAUGUUUUUGGGUUGCGUUGUUGCGCCUGUCACUCUGUGUGUUACCUUUCAGAAGGUCAGAGCCAAAGCAUAUAGGGAGGGUCAGACAAAGAUCAAUCCUAAUGACCCCCAUAAAGGGUACAGGAAAGAGAGAAAAGAAAUGUACCCUGUCCACUUUAGGGUUACGGGAACCCAGCCCUGGAGCCAGGCCACAGGC
This is a messenger RNA of Pangasianodon hypophthalmus (striped catfish), 4316 nucleotides long. Its product is annotated as CD276 antigen homolog. Lineage: Eukaryota; Metazoa; Chordata; Actinopteri; Siluriformes; Pangasiidae. Gene Ontology annotation, cellular component: external side of plasma membrane. The coding region runs from base 3428 to 4054 and encodes 208 amino acids. The record is from RefSeq and is a predicted model, not a curated record. Gene Ontology annotation, biological process: positive regulation of T cell proliferation; cell surface receptor signaling pathway; negative regulation of T cell proliferation. The transcript is spliced from 5 exons.